This is a messenger RNA of Acanthosepion pharaonis, 1581 nucleotides long. NCBI's taxonomy places the organism in Eukaryota, Metazoa, Mollusca, Cephalopoda, Sepiida, Sepiidae. The record is from the annotation of a GenBank genome assembly.
AUGGCGAAAGUUGGACGGUCCUAUUCUUAUUUUAUCUAUAUAUUAUUGGAAUCAGCUGUCUAUCUCUUUCAACCAAUUCUUAUCUAUCUAUCUAUCUAUCUAUCUAUCUAUCUAUCUAUCUAUCUAUCUAUCUCAGUCUGUUUCCAUAUGUUGAUUACUUUCUUUCUUUUUGUCUAUCAUUUUUCUCUUUAUCUAUUUCCCGUUUCAUUUUUUUUAUUUUUCUUCUUUUUCUUUCUUAAUUAUUUCCUUGUCCUUUUAUUUUUCUUUCUUUUUUGUCUAAAUUAUACCCGAUUCUGCUGUGGCUUUUGCACUAUUUUUCUUUCUUUCUCUCUUUCUUUUUUUUUCUUUCUUUCUUUCACUUUAUCUUCUCUCCUUUCUGCUUCUCUUUCUUUCUUUCUUUAUUUCUUUAAAAUUCUCUCUGGUCUUGUAUUUAUUUUUUUCUGUUUACUUUCUUCUUAUCUGGGGAAAUUACGUUGCUACAACAUUUCUGCAAGGAAACAUCUUCUUCUUCUUCAUCUUCUUCUUCUUUGUCUUCUUCUUCAUCGUUUUUUCUUCUUCAUCUUCUUCUUCUUCCUCCUCCUUCUCCUCUUCUUCUUCUUCGUCGUCGUCGUCUUCUUCUUCUUCUUCUUCUUCUUCUUCUAUGUGCCAUGUACCUUCAGGAUUCUAUUCAUAUCUAUCUAUCUAUCUAUCUAUCUAUCUAUCUAUCUAUCUAUCAAUCUAUCUACCUAUCUAUCUAUCUAUGGGUCUAUUUCAGUCUAUCUAAGCCUAUUCAUAUCGAUGAAACUAUCUAUCUAUCUAUUUCAUCUAUCUAUGCCUAUUCAUAUCGAUGAAACUAUCUAUCUAUCUAUCUAUCUAUCUAUCUAUCUAUCUAUCUGUCUAUCUAUUUCAGUCUAUCUAAGCCUAUUCAUAUCGAUGAAACUAUCUAUCUAUUUCAGUCUAUCUAAGCCUAUUCAUAUCGAUGAAACUAUCUAUCUAUCUAUCUAUUUCAGUCUAUCUAAGCCUAUUCAUAUCGAUGAAACUAUCUAUCUAUUUCAUCUAUCUAAGCCUAUUCAUAUCGAUGAAACUAUCUAUCUAUCUAUUUCAGUCUAUCUAAGCCUAUUCAUAUCGAUGAAACUAUCUAUCUAUCUAUCUAUUUCAGUCUAUCUAAGCCUAUUCAUAUCGAAGAAACUAUCUAUCUAUUUCAGUCUAUCUAAGCCUAUUUAUAUCGAUGAAACUAUCUAUCUAUCUAUUUCAGUCUAUCUAAGCCUAUUCAUAUCGAUGAAACUAUCUAUCUAUUUCAGUCUAUCUAAGCCUAUUUAUAUCGAUGAAACUAUCUAUCUAUCUAUUUCAGUCUAUCUAAGCCUAUUCAUAUCGAUGAAACUAUCUAUUUAUUUCAGUCUAUCUAAGCCUAUUCAUAUCGAUGAAACUAUCUAUCUAUCUAUUUCAGUCUAUCUAAGCCUAUUCAUAUCGAUGAAACUAUCUAUCUAUUUCAGUCUAUCUAAGCCUAUUUAUAUCGAUGAAACUAUCUAUCUAUCUAUUUCAGUCUAUCUAAGCCUAUUUAUAUCGAUGAAACUAUCUAUCUAUCUAUUUCAGUCUAUCUAA